Messenger RNA from Lingula anatina, 6886 nucleotides. RefSeq lists its product as uncharacterized. NCBI's taxonomy places the organism in Eukaryota, Metazoa, Brachiopoda, Lingulata, Lingulida, Lingulidae. Gene Ontology annotation, biological process: endoplasmic reticulum to Golgi vesicle-mediated transport; vesicle cargo loading; protein secretion. Gene Ontology annotation, molecular function: protein binding. The record is from RefSeq and is a predicted model, not a curated record. Gene Ontology annotation, cellular component: endoplasmic reticulum exit site; endoplasmic reticulum membrane.
GUGGCGGCACAUUCUGUGUUGACGUGUGCUUGAAGAAAGAUGGCAGCCCGCAUGAAAGGGCUGCUGUUAACUAUGUUUUUAGCUUCACUUCACUUAUCUCAAUCCCAAAAAAUAUCUAAUCUUCGCUUGUGUGCUGAUCCUAACUGCGAAGGUACUAUUUCUCUUGUACGUACAUUAAGAAAACAUAAUCCUAAAGAGCCAGGAUUGCUGUCAUUCCAACCCAACCAUGUCAUCAGAGUAACUAGUAAAUCUGCUGGAAAUAGGCCUGAAUUCUGGGGUGGAGAGAUCAAUGGAAAGUUUGGUUACUUCCCUCGUUCCUUUGUAACAGAAUAUAAAGUUUAUGUACACAAUCCAGAGCAUGUGGUUCAUACUGAGGAGCAGCAGCCACCUCAAAUAAAUGAAGCACCCCCAGUGCAACCUGAUCAGUUGUCAGACCAGCCUUCUACCGGAGCUGACCAACUUCAAACAAGUGACCCACAGCACUCUGUACAUACUGGACAGGACCAUGCUAAACAACAACAACAGCAUCAACAACAACAACCUGACUCUCACUCUGAUGCAGUCCAACUAAAUGAAGGACAUGAACAUCACAGUGGUCAUCAGCAGCAGGCAGAACAAGGGACUUUUGAUGAUAUUGUAGCUGCAGAAACACAACGUAGGCGUCAGGAGGCAGAAUUGGUGAGACAGCAGUUGUUGCAUCAACAAGAACAGAAAAAUCAACAGCAGCAAAGUAACUCAGACUUAGAUCCAGGAAAUGCACAACAGCAACAGGAUCCAGUGGAGCAACAGCAGCAACAUCAACCAGUACAGCAACAGGAUCCAGUGCAGCAACAGCAGGAGGAUCCAUUGCAACAGCAGCAACAUCAACCAGUACAGCAACAGGAUCCAGUGCAACAACAGCAACAUCAACAAACAGUACAGCAACAGGAUCCAGUGCAGCAACAGCAGGAGGAUCCAGUGCAACAGCAGCAACAUCAACCAGUACAGCAACAGGAUCCAGUGCAACAACAGCAACAUCAACAAACAGUGCAGCAACAGCAGGAGGAAACAGUACAACAGCAGCAGCAUCAACCAGUUCAGCAACAGGAACAUCAACAGGACCCAGUACAGCAACAGGAACAAUUCCAGCAGCAGCAAAAACUUCAACAAAAUUCAUUGCAUCAACAUCAAGAUCCAUCACAUCACCAGCAUGAGCAACAACAUGAUCCAUUGCAUCAACAACAACAGCAGCACACGCAGCAGGAUCAACAGCAGGACCCACUGCAGCAACAACAGCAGCAAGGUAACAAAGAGCAGCAACAACAAAAUGAGGAUGAUGAAGAACAAUAUGACAGUGACACAGAAUAUGAUGAUGAGGAAGAAGAUGGAGAGGAUGAGGAUGAGGAAAUGAGAGAAGAAAAUCAAAAUGGUAAUGAAGAAUAUGAUACAGAACUACCUGAAACAGAGCCAGACACAACCACACCUUCAGGUGAUGUAAGAGAGGAACCUGGAGAGCCAGAGGAGACUCAGUCUGACACUCAUCAGACUGAACAACAGCCUGAAGCUAAAGGGCUAUGGAGCUCACUUACAUCAAUGUUCUCUUCAGAGGAAAAGAAACAAGAUGAAGUGCAAGAGACUCAAGAUUUAGCAACAGAUGAUGACCAUGACCCUAAUGAAGCAUUAGAACGCCUUAGAGAAAAGCACUUGCAACAUGGAGAAACAGUGGAAGAAGAAUAUGCAGAAGAGCAUGUAGACCAUUUGAAUGCAAUACUGGAAGAGAAAACCAAAGAACCGGAAAUUCAUAAAGGUUCACAUGAGAGUGAGAAAGAACCUGUACCAGCAAUGGAAGAAACCAAGGAGACAGGUGGUCAAGAAUCAGAUACCCAGCCUGACAGUACAGCCACUAAGAGUGAGCCUGCGGAAGAAAACAGUGUGCAUGAUACUGAAUCCCCUGAGCGAACAGAACCAGAUGACACCCCCACUAUUACUGUAUCCACUAUCACUGGAGAUGCAUUGGUUGUGGAUGACUCUUCUGCCACACCUACAACACAAAUUAUUGUAGAGCAACCAGUUGUUGCUACAACACCCACAGUUGAAGUACUGCAGCCUCAGGAACAACAAGAAAAGCAGCAACAGCAAGAACAGCAGCAGAGAAAACAACAGCAAGAAAAGCAGAGUGAGGAACCAAAUCAACAACAACAACAGCAGGAGCAGCAACAACAACAGCAACAACACCAGGAGAAGCCCAUAGUUACAGAAACAACCCCCAUUGUUACACCACCAACACAAGAGGAGAACACUGCCACUGUCCCCCCAGCAGGAGAUGCACAACCAAUCAUACCUCCACCAACUUUACAAGAUGGUGAACAGAAACCAAACCAGGACAAAGAACCUCAAGAAGCAAUAGACAACACAGGAGCAAAAGAUAAUCAGAGAGAAGACAAAUCAUCUCAACAGGGUCAACAGCCACUUGAACAGGUCCAACCAUCUCAAGGCAGUCUGCCGCCUCCGGAAGGUCAUUUACCUGAAGAAGGCCAACAGCCUGGAGCAAGUCAAGAGCAUCAAGCAAGCCAUCAACCUGAAGUUCAGCCACUUGAUGGGAGUCACCAACCUCAAGAGGAUCUACCUUAUGAGGAAGAAAGUGAGACUGAGGAGGAAGCCAGCAUUUCUGAGUCUUCAGACAAGUCUGAGCCCUCAUCAGUUGAAGAAACAACACCUGCCCCACCAGAGGCAUCUCCCUCAGUGCCAGACAUUGAUGCAGAUCAGAAAAUACCAGACAAAGCUGGUCCUUUGGAAAUAGAGAGGACAGAAGAAGAAAAACAGAUAGAUAUAAAGGAUUCAGCUGGUAAAAUAGUUGAAGGCACACCUGACCCUAACAAAGGAUUUCCUGAUCCCACCAAAGAAUUUUCUGAAGGUCAAAAGGCAGGUGAGUCUCAAGACAAUACACCAUCACCCCCAGAAGAUGUAGCUGAAGGUAUGAAACUGGAUGACUCUGGAGCGGAUAAGGCGGAUAUUGAAAAAGAUAAAGACAAGCCAAAACCUGAAAUGACAAAGGAAGAAGAUAAGGAAAUAAUUAAGGAAGGAAUUCUUGGAACUUCUGCUGAUGUGUCAUCUACUACAACGGAGCAGGACUCAACAACCAUCAUUGAUGGGACCACCAUGGAAUUGAUAGAUGGAACACCCAUACCAAUGGACCCUGAUGACCUUUAUUUUGCUGAUGGUCCAUCAAGUCCAAGCUUUACUGAGGCAGUGUCAUCCAUCAGCAUCCAGCCAGUAGAAGAGACAACUGAAAGUGGUAACACUGCACAGGCAGAUUUUGCAUCAAACAGUAUUCAGGUUGAGCCAUCUGUAUCGCCUCAGGAAGCCAUAUCUUCUGUAGAACCCCGUGAAAGUAGUGAAGUUGAGGGUAGUCAAUCUGAGUUGACAGCUACUUCACCACAGCAAACACAGGGGAUGACUUCCCAAGCAACAGUCCUGCAUACAACGAGUGGAGAUGCUAAAGCAAGUAUCAUAGACACUCUGAGAGAAACUCCGCCUGAAGGUAUCAAGGAUACUGCUAAGAAAGAGGAAAAAGAUGAGAAAGAUAGCACAUUACAGGAAACUAUUACAAAUAAACCGGACACCAUUACUACUGUGCCUUCUGUGGAUGAUGAGAUACCAAUGCCACCAGUUGAAGCAGUCACACCACCUACUGUUAUGAUACAAGAUGGCACCAGUGGUGCUGGAACCCAGGGAGGAGGUGCAGACCCCCUGGGGAUGGGAAGCACCCCUGCCAUUGACAUUCCAUCAAAGAAGAAUGACUCUGAUGGCCCAACAGCCCCACCUCCCAACCAACCAUAUCUGGGGGACUUGGUCAAAGAGGAGUACAGGAGUGAUGCAGACUUCCUGAACAGAAAACCAUUGAAUCAUAAUAUUAAGUCGGACACCAGCACUAAAGCAGCACCAAUGGGUGGUGAUGGAAAUGUGCAGGGGACGGACAGUUUGCCUAGGUCUCUACAAGGUGAAGAUCAGGCUGGGGCUGCCCCUGAAAAAGAAAGUCUACACAAGCCUCCAACUGGUAUUAAAGCUUUAGUAUUUGUUGUGAUGGCUACCAGUGAACCAUUCAUGCAGCUUUUGGUGGAUUUGCUGCCAGAUCCAAUGAAGGAAACCAUUGCUGAGGACGUAGUGGGUCUUCCCCCUACCACCACCAUGUUUGCGACAUUGGUCACUAUUGUCCUAUCCAUAUUUUGGUCUUGUUUGGCUUGCUCUGGGAAGUCCAAAAGGAGAAAGGAGUUUGACUAUAUGGCCAAGUAUCGGGGGUUGGAAGAAAAGCUUUACAUAACUACUAAAGAAAAAGAAAACCUAGAAGAAAGUCUCUCAGAAGCAGAAAAGAAGUUAACUGAGAAAGAAAGUUUAGUCAAUAUUGUAGCAGAAAGUGGUGACAGUCUUCAAGCAGAACUCAACAUGGUGCAGGAUAAAAAGGCAAUGAUAGAAUCUCAGCUGAAUGUUCUCCAGGAGCAAGUUGAGCAACUCAACCUAACUGUGGAACAGCAGCAACUGGACAUUGACUCAAAACAACAGGAGAACGCUGUGCUAAACAAUCAGAUAACACAGACAGGAGAACAUGUCACAGCCCUGGAGCACAAGUUAAAUGAACUUCAAGAUUCUCUUAGUCAACAGGAAAGUAUGGCCACAGCAUAUAAAAACCAAGUGCAAUUACUUACAGAGGAAAAUAAUCAGCUUAAGGAAAGCAAGAGCCAGUUGCAAGAAGAAGUUGAAGGAUGGAAUGAAAGAGUAAAAGACUUGACAGAUCAAGUAUCACUUCUUCAAAAGGAACAGAAAGAACUACAAGAGAAUGUUGCAUAUAAGGACAAUGAAUUGGAGGUGCUCAGAGAUUGCUUUAUGCAAAUGAAAUCAUUGGAGAAGGAGAGAGAAGAGAGAGGACAUGAAGAGGAGGAUGCAGGAGAAGGACAUGAAGAUUUGCAGGACAAGAUACAAGCUAUGAUGGAUGUGUCUAGAGUGAGGGCGCAGUUGCAAGCAGUUAGAGAGGAUAGAGAUAGUAUAGAAAAUCAAUUAAAAAUUGAAAAAGACAGUAGGAAACAAUUGGAAGAUAAAAUUGAAUCUAUGCAAGUUCAGAUGGAGAAGUUGAGGGAAGGGCAUUACAAAGCAGACCAACAAGGGAAAGAAGCACAGCACAAACUUGAUGUAUUAUCCAAUUAUUUUAAGGAGAAAGAGAUGCAACUUACAAAAGAGUUGGGUGAGCAGGAGGCCCUCAAAAAGCAAAGUCUGUCUCAGUUGGCCAGUGCUGGAGAAAAAACUGAAGCUUUUGAAAGAGAAAGUGCAGUAUAUAGACAACAGAUAAAAGAUCUUCAAGCAGAAAUAGAAAAUGUGGAAAGGAACUUCAGACAACAGAUAGCGCAAAAUGAGAAAAAGGCCCAUGAAAACUGGCUUGCAGCAAGAAAAGCAGAAAGAGAACUCCAACAAGCCAAAUUUGAGGCAACACAGUACAGGCAAAAGCUUACAGACUUGGAACAUAAGCAAGAAGAAACUAUGAAAGGAUUGAUGAGGCCCUUGGCUCUUUCACCAGAUGGACCAGUUGGGCCUCCUCCCCCUCCUCAUCCUGGUCUGGACAGGCCCUCCCCUGUGUACAGAGAUGAUGGUGUACGAGACUCUCCUCAUAUGAUUCCACCCCCACCAGUGGAGAGAAGGCCUCUCUUUCCACCAGGACCUAUGGGGCCGUUACCACCCCCACGUAUGCCCCCACCCCCUCCAUUUGAUCAUAGACCCCCACUCCCACCAAUGGACAGAAGGUCACCACCUUAUGACAGACGGCCUCCUCCUGACAGGAGGUCACCUUUAGAUCAUCGAUCACCUCCGCCAUUUGACAGGGCACAGUCACCUCCCUACGACCACAGAUCUCCACCACCAAUGGAUCGCAGAUCCCCUCCUCCAUUUGAUAGGCGUCCACAUUUAGAUAGAAGAUCACCCCCACCAUUUAGGGACAUGCCACCCCCACCCCCUCACCUCAGAGGACCUCCCCCACCUCUGGGGCGUGACAUGCCACCCCCACCAUUUGGUCCACCUCCUAUGGGACCUUAUGGACCACGCCCCCCUCCUCCGCCAGGAGAUAGAUAUGAAGGCUCUAGGUCAACAUCAAGACAAAGUAUGCAUAGAACAUCUACUCCUACAGAUUAAUGUGUGCCAUAUGAUGGAAAGAUUUUGGACUAUUACUAGGAAAUUCAUAUGUAUAUACAGUCAUUUUAGUGAUGAACAUCUUCAAAAAGACCAAGAGUGCAGUCUACAAAAGGAUUAAGUCAUACAUGAAUAUAUCAGUAAUUAUUACAGACUGCCCAAAUUUGUUAAUUGUCAUAUUGAAAAGGCAACUUGCAAUCCAUGGUCUCUUCCACUUAUAAUUGAAAUAAAGGUGAUGUUAUAAUUGAAAUAAAGGUGAUUUAGGCCUAACCUUACGUUUUCUAAUUGAAAAGUCAGAUUUCAAAUAUGGCUUGAAAUCAUAUUCAAUUUGGAACAUGAUGCCAUUCGUCUUCAACUUGAAGGCAAUGGUUGUGAUUUAAAACAAUGUAAAUAAGCUUGUUAGUAUCAUUCAUUUGCAGGCACUGUGAUGUCUUUAUAUUGAUAUUUGUAAAUAUUAAAAAAACAUUAAAGAUGUUAAAAUUGCAUUCAAUUUGAUGUGUUUGAAGAGUUGCAAGUAUGAAUUUAUAUUUUGUUGUGCUUGAACAAUGCAAAUGCUUGUGUUUUCUUAUCAUGGUGCUAUUAUGACAUGAAAGGAGAAGAUGCAAUUGUUCAUAAGUUUUGCGUUUUGAAAUUUAUGAUUAAGGUUCGAAUUAGACAUUGUAUUUCUCAAAUGAAACUAGUUAUUUAUUUUGUAUCACAUUCUCAUUAUACAAAAUAAAAUUUUAUUUCAAUCAGA